This is a messenger RNA of Misgurnus anguillicaudatus (oriental weatherfish), 1833 nucleotides long. Lineage: Eukaryota; Metazoa; Chordata; Actinopteri; Cypriniformes; Cobitidae. The record is from RefSeq and is a predicted model, not a curated record.
AUGGCGCAACCCACAACAACUGCUACGUUCACAAUACAACCUCCAGAGCCAUUCGAUUUUACCAAGCCUCAAGAAUGGGAGCGUUGGAUUAGGAGAUUUGACCGCUUUCGGCUUGCAAGCAAUUUAAACGCAACCUCGGAAGAAAACCAGGUAAACACGUUAGUGUAUUGUAUGGGCGAUGAAGCCGAAGAUGUGCUUAAAGGGCUUACGCUAACUGAAGAUCAGAGAAAGAAGUAUACGGAUGUUGAGGCGGGCUUUGAUGCAUUUUUUGUGCCAAAAAAGAAUGUAAUAUAUGAAAGAGCCAAGUUCAAUCAGCGUGUGCAACUGCUGGGAGAAACGGUGGAUUCCUUUAUCAUUGCUCUAUACGGAUUAGCUGAACAUUGCAAUUAUGGGGAGCUACAAAAGGAGCUGAUACGCGGCAGGUUAGUGGUCGGGCUGAGAAACGUCUCAUUGUCAGAAAAGCUACAGCUAGACAAAGACUUAACACUUGAAACUGCUAUAACAAAGACAAGGCAAUUUGAAGAAGUUAGACGACAGCAGUGUGACUUAAGAGGAGAAAAUGGCGGUGCUAGCAAAUGCUCCAAUGUUGAUGCUGUGCAUGCUGAAAAUGACAAAAAACCCAAAUUUCCCUCAAAGCCUCGGCCGAAAGCACAAACACCAGGCAAAUAUAAACCUAAUACCCGGUUUCAGCAAAGUUCAAAGGCCUGUUAUAGAUGUGGGAAAAUGCCGCCACAUGGAAAAUCAGAAUGCCCUGCUGCAGAUGCUGUGUGUCACAACUGUGGCAAAAUGGGACAUUUUAGCAAAGUGUGCAGAAACGCUGCAAAAUCUCUGAAUGCUGUCACUACAGAAGAUGAAGAGAGUUUAUUUUUGGGAGCUGUGGACGCUGGAAAAGACCCGUGGACAGUGCAGCUACAACCAGAGGCUGUGCCCUUCUCUCUCCACGCACCACGCAGAGUCCCUCUGCCGCUUAUGGGUAAAGUGAAAGAGGAGAUCGACCGUAUGGAAAGGAUGGGCGUAAUCACAAAGAUUGAGGAGCCGACUGAUUGGUGCGCCGGGAUGGUGGUGGUGCCGAAAAAGGGAGGUACUGUUCGUAUUUGUGUGGAUUUCACAAAGAUGAAUGAAUCAGUUUGCAGAGAAAAGUUUAUCCUGCCUUCUGUUGAGCACAGUCUGGGCAUGCUAGCUGGCGCAACAGUAUUCAGCAAAUUAGAUGCCAAUAUGGGAUUUUGGCAAGUACCACUGACAAAAGAGUCUGCCAAAUACACCACCUUCAUCACGCCUUUUGAGCGCUAUUAUUUCAACCGGCUACCCUUUGGCAUAGCUUCAGCCCCCGAACACUUUCAAAGGAUGAUGAUGACAGAAGUGACAGGUGGCCUGGAGGGGGCACUGUGUCACAUGGAUGACAUCUUGGUCUGGGGACAGACGCAGGACGAGCAUGAUAGGCGGCUACAUAAGGUGUUAGAGAAGGCACAAAAGGCAGGCAUUACGCUAAACAUGGACAAAUGUGAGCUCACACGCCAUACAGUCAAAUUCCUGGGUCAUGUGAUUUCAGCAGACGGAGUGAAGCCAGAUCCGGAAAAGACAAGAGCAGUGCAAGAGAUGGACCCACCUAAAAAUGUUAGCGAACUCAGAAGUUUUCUGGGCAUGGUCAACCAGCUCGGCCGCUUCUUGCCUAACUUGGCCGAAAAAGACAAGGUGCUAAGAGACCUGCUGUCCAAAAAGAACCACUGGUACUGGGGGACAGAACAGCAGGCCGCAUUUGACCAUUUAAAAACAGAGCUGUCAUCCACACCAGUGCUUGCACUAUACAACCCAAACAGUGCACUAAAAAUUUAA